AGUAUCCCGGCGCGCCGAGCGGUCGUCGCCAGGACUCUGGUCCUCCACUAUCCCGGCGUGCUUCAGCUGCGAGUAAUCAUGGCGGCAUUUCGGGAGGAUGCAGGAGAAGAUAAAGAGAACCGGGUGGUGGAACUGGGUGCUACCCUGAGUUUGGAAAUCUUGCAGAUUAUCAAGGACUCUCAGCAACAGCAUGGUCUACGACAUGAAGACUACCAGAGAUAUAGGGGCUACUGUUCGCGCAGACUUCGCCGUCUCAGAAAGGCGCUUGGCUUUAAAAUGGGAAACCGUCACAAGUUCGUAGGCAAGAAGGUCACAGUGGAGAUUCUGUCAGACAGCAGGUAUUUGCUGCUGGUUCUAAUGGAUGCAGAAAGAGCUUGGAGCUAUGCCAUGCAGCUGAAACAAGAAGCAAACACUGAACCUCGCAAACGCUUUCAUUUGUUCUCUCGACUCAGGAAAGCUGUCAAACACGCAGAAGAGCUGGAACACCUGUGUGAUAGCAAUUGUGUUGAUGCCAAAACAAAAUUAGAAGCUCAGGCAUACACUGCCUAUCUUAAAGGCAUGUUGAGUUUUGAAUUGCAAGAAUGGAAAGGUGCUAUGGAGGCAUUACACAAAUGCAAAACAAUCUACGAGAAGCUUGCCAGUGCAUUCACAGAUGAACAGGCAGUGUUAUACCGUCAACGAGUGGAGGAAAUCUCGCCGAACAUCCGUUAUUGUGACUAUAACAUAGGUGACCAGACUGCAAUAAAGGAGCUGAUUCAGAUGCGCAUGAAAUCAGGAGAAAGUGGUGGACUAUUGGAUACUCUCCUAACGCAGACCAGAGCCAAGCAUGCCGCCUCUAUGAGCGAAGUGAAAUGGAGGGGCCGGGUCAUCCCAGUGAAAAUCGAUAAAGUGCGCAUCUUCCUUCUUGGACUAGCAGACAAUGAAGCAGCAAUUGCACAGACGACAACAGAUGAGGCCAAGGAGCGACUGUACGAGAGCUUGUUGAGUGAGUGCCGUGAUGCCAUUCAGGCAGUUCGUGAGGAGCUGAGGAUUGAUCCGACACAGAAGCAGCGGGAGCGAUCUCUAGAGCUUGACCCGGGGAAGGUGUCUGGCCUACAAUAUCUCCACAGCUACCUUGCAUACAUUAAGCUUUCCACGGCAAUAAAGCGCAAUGUUAUCAUGGCUGAAGCCUUGCAGAAGCAGCUGAAUGACCCAACACAAGAUGAUGGGAAACGUGUGUUGCGGCCACAAGACUUGAUUCGACUCUAUGACAUUAUCCUGCAGAAUCUUUCAGAACUGCCACAACUAUCAGGGCUGGAAGACGAUAAAGAUUUCCAAGCAGAAGUGGAGCUGAAGACUUCAGUUUACAAGGCAUACAGGUGUUUUUUCAUUGCUCAGUCCUAUGUGCUGGUAAAAAAGUGGAGUGAAGCCCUGGUUCUAUAUGAGCGAGUCCUUAAAUACACCAGUGAAGCACAGACCCAAACUGCAAAAUUGACAAUUAUUUUACAGGAUCUUCCUGACGUGAGAGAACUAGCUGCCCGAGUUAAUGCUGAGAAAUACUCUGUGCAAGCAGCUGCUAUUUUAGACAUUGAAGACGUUGGAGAGAUGGUAUCACAGCUUCAGGUGAAAGACGAGAAGCCCCUCAGAGAGUGUUUGGAUGUAUUCUGCAUCAAUCCCUCUCUGGUCACCAAACAUGCCAACUUAGUGUGCUUCCCACCAGAGUUCCAGCCCAUUCCCUGCAAGCCCCUCUUCUUUGACCUGGCUCUGAACCAUGCUGCAUUCCCACCUUUAGAGGAUAAAGUGGAGCAGAAAGGGCGAGGAGGCCUCACGGGCUACAUCAAAGGUUUCUUUGGCUUCCGUGGCUGAAGUUUGGAUUGAACACCUGUUGAAUGUCAUUUACUGCAUCUUUCAAAGCAGUUUUAAUGGUUCAAAAUGAAAACAGAAACAGAGAACACAAUAGACUGAACUGAACGCUGGUGCUAGCCUCAAGAUCCUGGAAUCAACCCUGUCUCAUUAUCUGCAGCGCUGAAUGGACCUCGUUCCUCAAACAUGUGUGUGUAUGAGUUAUAGGGUCAAUUACUGACAGACGAUCAUAAAAGUACAAAUGUACAGGCUCUUCAAACUGUUUUUUAAAAAUAUGGCUCAAUUGCUCAAAUACAGUUUAAAUUGCUGUUUUCAAUAAUGCUUCACCAAACCAGCAAAGUCCAAAAAAAUUAUCUUAUUCUUGCCUUUAUCUGUCAACCCAAUUAUGGGUGUUGGCCAGGACCAGUAGAAUUUCACAAAUGCUCUCAUAAAUUACAGCAGCCACCUGA
This is a messenger RNA of Leucoraja erinaceus (little skate), 2291 nucleotides long. RefSeq names its product signal recognition particle 68 (gene srp68). Gene Ontology annotation, cellular component: signal recognition particle, endoplasmic reticulum targeting. The transcript has 16 exons. The record is from RefSeq and is a predicted model, not a curated record. Bases 79 to 1845 code for a protein of 588 amino acids. NCBI's taxonomy places the organism in Eukaryota, Metazoa, Chordata, Chondrichthyes, Rajiformes, Rajidae. Gene Ontology annotation, biological process: SRP-dependent cotranslational protein targeting to membrane. Gene Ontology annotation, molecular function: endoplasmic reticulum signal sequence receptor activity; 7S RNA binding; protein binding.